Talaromyces proteolyticus is the source of this 867-nucleotide messenger RNA. RefSeq lists its product as uncharacterized. NCBI's taxonomy places the organism in Eukaryota, Fungi, Ascomycota, Eurotiomycetes, Eurotiales, Trichocomaceae. The record is from RefSeq and is a predicted model, not a curated record. The coding region runs from base 1 to 867 and encodes 288 amino acids. The transcript has a single exon.
AUGCGUCCUCUCCACGCCAUCCUUCUCUUUUUCACGGUAGCACAGCCGUCAGUAGCAUGGCUUUUACAGUACUUCGCCACUAAGACAGUUCUUCCUCUGCUCUCCGGGGGAAGUACCACCUCUCUUGCCCCCCUCAUAACAACUGCCCCCCUAACAAUUUCACCAACAUCCACCUCCACCUCUUACAGCACAGACUACGUCUUUGGAAAUGGAUAUGGUGGGGGUGGCUUUAAUGAAGCUAGAAUCAAUGUAACAGUCGAAUUACUCGUUCUACCAAAUGUUACCAAUCUCCCCGUCUCCGACUUCCACAUCUGGGAUCCUCCCGUUGAAACUGCCACCGCGAGCCCGACCAUAGAGUCUUAUUACUAUGCUCCCGUCACGCUUAGCAAUCCUGCCUCGUGCACCCAGACGACUUUCACCUACACAGACUCAGUUGCCAUCUCGUUGCCCGACACCUACGUUGCCCAGGCCACCGCUACGAGCAUCGCGACGUACGUCACGACCUACGUAUCAACCAUCAGCACCAACCUCGGCGGACAAGCCGUGACUACCUCGAGGUGUGAUGUGUAUUUCAAUAGCGAGGCCAUUCCAUCCGCCGAAAUUCUUGACGCCGACCACUAUCUUACUGAGUGUGUUGACCCGCGCCGCUCCACUUGCAGCGCGGGAGAGAACCAGGAGGCUACGGGCUCAGGUGGCUGCAGAGGAGUUUAUCCUCCUACUAGGGCUGCUGUUUCAGACCCAACUUCUACUUCGGCUGAUGGUUCGUCAGCGCAGCCUACCAAGUCGGGCGGUGCUGCUAGCUUCAAGGGAUCAGUGGGCUCGUUGAGCUGCCUCGUUUCUGUUUGGGGUUUGUACCUCAUCCUCUGA